This is a messenger RNA of Coccidioides immitis RS, 1900 nucleotides long. Its product is annotated as alanine aminotransferase. Gene Ontology annotation, molecular function: L-alanine:2-oxoglutarate transaminase activity; pyridoxal phosphate binding. Bases 88 to 1734 code for a protein of 548 amino acids. Lineage: Eukaryota; Fungi; Ascomycota; Eurotiomycetes; Onygenales; Onygenaceae. The record is from RefSeq and is a predicted model, not a curated record. Gene Ontology annotation, biological process: biosynthetic process. The transcript is spliced from 3 exons.
ACUACGAGAGGGGAAAAAAAAAAAAAAAAGGUUAUGUCCCGUCAUUUGGCUUAGUUCUCCGCUGGCCCUGAACCCAAAAUCCUCGCCAUGCCUCCCUUACCCCGGUACACUCGAUCUUUUGCGCUUUCUUUCCCUCCCCGCGAGCGCGUAUUAUCUGGAGCUCGAUUGGUACCGUUGACACGAUUCGCAGCUGGUUCUGCGAGCCCGGUUCUAGAUAUCGCUCGCUCGUCCUCCCUCGGUCCUUGGAUAUCAUCACGCUCCUACUCAGGCAACAAGAUGGGUUCAUUGCCAGUUGGUCGCCUUCAUAAGGGAAAUAUAAACCCGAAUGUCCUUGCUGCCAAAUAUGCAGUCCGUGGCGAAUUGGCCGUCAAGGCGGAAGAAUACAGGGUCAAGCUGGAACAGGAGCUCGAUACGCUGCCUUUCGACAAAGUCAUCUUUGCCAAUAUCGGGAACCCGCAGCAGCUAGAUCAGAAGCCCAUCACAUUCUUCCGCCAGGUGCUAAGUCUUAUGGAAUACCCUCCGUUGCUGGAGAACGAAGAGACUUUGAAGUCGGUGUUUGGAUACAAGCAGGAUGUUAUUGAUCGUGCGAAAUACCUUUUGAAGGACGUCCAAAGCGUCGGGGCUUACAGUCAAAGUCAUGGAUCCCCGUUAGUUCGCAAAAGUGUUGCUAAUUUUAUGGAAAAGCGUGAUGGCUUUCCCGCCGAUCCCGCUCACAUUUACCUCUCUGCCGGGGCGUCGUCAGGGGUGAACACUCUCCUUAAUAUCCUUUGUGCCGGCCAUGACAGUGGGGUGCUCGUUCCAAUCCCGCAAUACCCACUUUACACCGCGACGCUGGCCGUUCUCAACGCGAGAUGCGUUCCAUACUACCUUGACGAAGAAAGCAACUGGGGUACAGAUGUUGACGGGAUCAAAGCCUCGGUUGCCAAAGCCAAGGAAGAAGGCACAGAUGUUCGCGCAAUUGUCGUGAUCAACCCAGGAAACCCCACGGGUGCUUGUCUUAGCCCCGAAGCCGUCAAGAAGGUGAUCGACCUCGCGGUCGACGAACAUCUCGUCAUCAUUGCCGAUGAAGUCUACCAGACAAACAUCUUUAAGGGAGAGUUCACAUCCUUCAAGAAGAGACUACGACAGUUGCAGCAAGAAUCUCCUGGAAAGUACGACCACGUGGAGCUUGCAUCGCUGCACAGCGUGUCGAAGGGUAUGGUGGGCGAAUGUGGCCACCGAGGAGGUUACUUCGAGCUUGUCGGAUUCCAUGCCGAUGUCGAGGAACAGGUGUACAAAUUCAUUAGUGUCAUGCUCUGCCCGCCAGUCAUCGGACAGUGCCUUGUCGAACUGAUGGUCAAUCCUCCAAGGGAAGGAGAUCCGAGUUAUGAAUUGUACCAGAAAGAGUACAGCGCCAUCUCGACCGGAUUAUACCAGCGCGCCGCUGCCUUAUACGAGGCAUUCAAGCAGAUGGAAGGCGUUGAAUGUCAGGAACCAACAGGCGCUAUGUACCUUUUCCCGUCCAUUACUCUUCCGCAGAAGGCCAUCGCAGCUGCUGAAGCAGCAGGCCGUCAUCCCGAUGAAUUUUACUCUCUCCGUCUUCUUGACGCUACGGGUGUCUGCAUCGUCCCAGGUUCCGGGUUUGGUCAGAAACCGGGGACGUACCACUUCCGCACGACAUUCUUGGCUCCUGGCACCGACUGGGUGAACAGAAUCGUGGCCUUCCACAAGAAAUUUAUGGAUGAGUUCAGAUGAUAGCUCUUCUCUGAUUUUAAAGGACCUUUUUCUUUUUGUUUGCGUGGGUAGCGGUGGUAUAUACCCUUACCGUGCCUCCUUUUCGCUUGUGGAUUUCUUCUUCAACAGAGACGUAUGAUGAUAGGGAUCUUUUUAGGAUGUUUCUCAUAGACAUAAAUAAGCAAGC